AAGGAUAUAUUGUUCGUGGGUCAUAGCCCCGAUUCUAAUACCAAAAUAAUCAUUCAUACCGAUGCCAAACGAAAUUCGGAUAUUUACGUUAUUAAAUUCGAAAUUAUCGAAGAGAAAACAAACGACAUAGUAUCAAGCUAUAGCGUAUCAAGGUCAUUUGGUAGUUGGUUUGAUGUAAACGGUGUGAUGGAUCAAGAGAGGUUUGAAAGAACAUUGAUCGAAGGUCUUGAGGCAACCAAGAGUGGCAGGAAGCCGCACGAUCAGUAA
This is a messenger RNA of Acaulospora colombiana, 267 nucleotides long. NCBI's taxonomy places the organism in Eukaryota, Fungi, Glomeromycota, Glomeromycetes, Diversisporales, Acaulosporaceae. The record is from the annotation of a GenBank genome assembly.